AUGACAACGGACAAGAUACGUGACCUACAGAAUCGACUCGAGACCAAUGAACAGUGUCUAAAGAAGGCGCAAAUGAUGCGUGCCAUGCUCAGGGAUCGUGCAGCUAUCGAGCAGUGUGAUAUUGAUAUCGAGGAUUACAAACGGCGUAUCGAGUACUUUAAGCAUGAACUACAGGCACGCACUUUUCCCCCGUCAACCGUAUCGCCUUCUCCUUCUCCACCCCAUCCAGCAUCGAAUGAUAUUGCAAGCUCUUCAAGUACACCCGUUGCUACUAUUGAAGAAACCAAUCAACGUAUCUCUGGACGAUAUACGACCAUCUUGGAUCUACUUACGAGCAGCACGCCCUAUCAUCGACACAAAGUAGCAUUCAAGUUGCAUCAACUUCAAUACAAGCUCAAUGUUGAAGAGAAGCUGUUGGCAGGAUACACACGCAUGGCUGAUGCGAUUCUUCCGACAAAGGGGUUCAUUCGACGUCCGAGCACCGAAAUCCAUACGCAAAUGCAAUGCACCAGUGAAAAAGUACGACUUUUGAAGCGUGCUUUAGCAAAAUAUGAGGAUCUUUAUAUUGAUGAUGAAGAUGGAGAUGAAACGAGUAGCAAUGACAGCAUGGCCGUGAAUCACCUUCAACCUGCCAUCCGGAAACCCGUAUCUGGGUUAUUGCAGCUCAAGAUCCUUCAGGCUCGUGACUUGAGCCAUGUGCCAACAAGCGUGAUAAAGUCACCAGCUACUGUGGUGUGUGUCAAGAUUGACCGCCAAGUCGUUCAUAAAACACGUCCACGCAACGAGGAUUGGUUUGAAGAUUGCGAAGUGCAUGUAUCAGAAGGAUCAGAAUUGGAAAUCGAGAUAUUUGACCAAGAAAGUGAGAAGCGACGUGUACCGAUUGGCGUAUUAUGGAUCAGAAUCACGGAUCUUGUGGAAGCAUUACGUAAACGACGACCCCACCGCCUUGAUAACAGUUCUUGGAUGCUUGCACAACCAUCAACACCAUCAGCAGAUAAUAACAACAACAAUCCUCUUCCUUCAACCGCUUCACGUCCAUCACCACCUGAUACACCUCGUCACAAACCCACCGCUACUUCAACAAAUCCAUCACAAACAUCCAUCAUUGAAUGGUUUGAAGUAGAGCCAUGUGGCGGUCUCGCACUACGAAUGAAUUUUGUACGUCAACCAGCAAGGUUUCGCCCUCGAGAUCGAUUGGGUCGUGCAGGUGCUCUUCGUUACCGACAAGGGAAGAGGAUAUUUGAUUUGAAUGGCCAUCAUUUUGCGGAGCAGCGAUUUUACAACAUUAUGAAAUGUGCAUUGUGUAAUGAUUUCCUUGUCAACAGCGGAUUUCAAUGCGAAGGAUGUCGGUACAUGUGUCACAAGGAAUGCUACACAAAGGUCAUCACGCGCUGUAUUCGCCUUUCACAUUUGACAACGGAAUCGGAUGAGGAAAGUCUUAAUCAUCGUAUACCCCAUCGGUUUACUCAAGUCACCAAUAUUGGAGCCAAAUGGUGUUGUCAUUGUGGUCAUGUUUUACCCUUGGGAUCACGCAGCACACAAAAAUGUUUGGAUUGUGGUGUCACUUGUCAUACGCGUUGUGUUCGUCUCGUACCUGAUUUAUGUGGAUUAUCGAUUGAUACCGCCAACCAGAUGCUCGCUGAGAUUCAUGCAGCAAAGAAACAGCAUUCUCUUGAACGUGAUGAUACGUUUUCUUCAAAACCAGAGACUUCAGAUUUGGAAACGGUGGAUUCUUUAUCCGUCCAAGCAUCUAUCACCGAUCCUUCUCAUCUUGAAAGACGUCUUUCAGCAUGCAAUCUAUCACCCAUGGAUACAACAACCAUCAUUGACAAUAAGGAUGCUUCUUUGUAUGAGGAGGAAGGACACUUGACAAUGGAACCUGCUCGUUCUCGUGUUUCCUUGGAUGAUUUUUCAUUACUCAGAGUCAUUGGACGAGGCAGCUUUGGCAAGGUCAUCUUAACACGCAAUCGUAAAGACAGCCGCCUGUAUGCGAUCAAAGUACUCAAGAAGCGAGCUGUUGUUGAUGGUAUUGGGGAUGCAGCUGGUAUUGAUGGUAUUCGAAUUGAGAAGCGUAUCUUUGUUACUGUCAGUCGAUAUCGACAUCCUUUCUUGGUGAAUAUGCAUUCAUGUUUCCAAACCGAGGAUCACCUAUUCUUUGCCAUGGAGUAUGUUUGUGGCGGCGACUUGAUGAGCCAUAUCCAACGUGAGCGCUUUUCGGAUAGGAGAGUCAAAUUCUAUGCAUGCGAGGUUUUGUUGGCACUGGAGCAUUUCCACAAGCUGGGCAUUAUUUAUCGUGAUCUGAAACUUGAGAAUGUGCUAUUGUGUGAGGAUGGCCAUAUCAAGCUGGCCGAUUAUGGCAUGUGCAAAGAUGACAUGUGGUAUCGAUCAAGGACGAAUACGUUGUGUGGUACACCGGAAUCCAUGGCACCAGAGAUUUUACUUCAAGAAGGAUAUGGCCGUUCAGUGGAUUGGUGGGCCUACGGCGUGUUGAUUUACCAAAUGACAUUCAGUCAAUCGCCCUUUAUGGGAGAAGAUGAUGAUGAUGUCUUUGAUGCUAUUUUGGGUGAUGAUCUUUGGUUCCCUGCUCAUACCAAUCCCAAGAUUCGAUCCAUAUGCGAGCAGCUUUUAUCACGUGAUCCGGAACAACGACUUGGUUCAAGCCCAGGAGAUGCCUCUGAAGUGAAGCGGCAUAUUUAUUUCCAUGAUGUCAACUGGGAGGACAUGUUGGCUCGACGUAUUCCUCCACCUUUUGUUCCAACAGUGCAAGGCGCUCUUGACACAUCCAACUUUGACAAAGAAUUCACACAAGAGAUACCCACAGUGACACCCGUUGAAAAUCCAUUAUCAGCAAAUGAGCAAGGAGAUUUCAUUGGAUUCUCUUUUACAGCCGAACCUUGUUGGUAG
Lichtheimia ornata is the source of this 2904-nucleotide messenger RNA. RefSeq lists its product as uncharacterized. The transcript has 12 exons. The record is from RefSeq and is a predicted model, not a curated record. NCBI's taxonomy places the organism in Eukaryota, Fungi, Mucoromycota, Mucoromycetes, Mucorales, Lichtheimiaceae. Bases 1 to 2904 code for a protein of 967 amino acids. Gene Ontology annotation, molecular function: protein serine/threonine kinase activity; ATP binding. Gene Ontology annotation, biological process: protein phosphorylation.